Molecule: messenger RNA, 3029 nt
Organism: Symsagittifera roscoffensis
Lineage: Eukaryota; Metazoa; Xenacoelomorpha; Acoela; Convolutidae
Product: IQ and ubiquitin-like domain-containing protein
Exons: 13
Coding region: 163-2937 (924 amino acids)
Biological process (GO): cilium assembly
Cellular component (GO): motile cilium; acrosomal vesicle
Molecular function (GO): protein binding
Source: RefSeq, a predicted model, not a curated record
ACGCACGUGUAAUUUUUUUCAAACAACAUUCAAAACACGCUCAAAAAUUGGCUUGCGUGAUACUAUGCACGUUAUGUAAAAACAGUCUAUAUUUUGUGUAUUGAUAUUACCACAUCAGAAAAAGAAUUUGAUCUUGAUUUGAAGUGAUUAGACAUUGAAAACAUGGGAGACCCGGCUGAAGAAACGAACGUCCCAGCUGAAAAUGAAGAAGAAAACGAACCUGAAAAUGUUCAGCCAGAAAACGCCGAAGUAGAUCAACCGAAUAACGAAACUAACGAGGAGGCAUUAGCCGAGAAACAGCUCGAAGAACAAAAUGGCGACGAACCCGCUGCCGAUGCUAGCAAUGCAGCGCCGCCCGAUGAUCAAACGAACGGCGCCGAGAACACCGAAGCAGAAGUCUCGGCGGAAGUAAUUGACAACUCAGUUGAGUCGCCGGCAAUUACAGUUGCCGAGGAUGCACCAAAAUUACCCGAAGACGAACUUUCAGCCGAGACUCCAAAGGAGCCGAUAGGCACAGAAGCCGACGAAGCUGUCAAAGCCGAAGAGCCUAAUGGCGAAGGGACGGAAAGUAUCGCGGGUGAUGAUGCCUUGCCUGCUGAACAAGGAGGCGAAGGAACCGAGCCGACAGCGGCUGCGACCGAAGAACCCGAGUCCCUUUCGGUUGUCCGAACACCGGCAGCGGCCGAAGUUACUCCAGAGAAUAAAGAAGGCGAGGAGUUAGCCGACGAAAAAACUGGACAAGAGGAAGUAAAAGCAGAGGAAAAAGUUCCCGGAACUCCAGAAGAGCCUAAGAAGCCCGAAGGGCGAAACCAAGACGAAAGUCCGGAAACUCAAAAUGCAGAAGCAACGCCACAGGAAACGCCUCAAGAAACUGAUGUUCCAAUUACGUCUGAAGAGACUUCGGGGGCUCCUCUGUCUGGAACGACGCCACUCUCCAAGGCCAACGUGUCAGUGAAACUAGUUCUGGCUGCCAGCGAGACAACAACAACAGCGUUUCCAGUGGACAAACCCAUGAGAGACCUGAAACAGUUCCUAUCAGGAGCCAUGGAGAUCCCGCAGGAGUUCCUGGAACUGCAAUACAGCGGCCAGAUUCUGGACGACGACAUCACCCUGGCACAACUGGGUGCAACUCCUGCUGGCACUAUUGAACUUAAUUUGUACUCGACAAAUUCUAAUUUCGUCACAAAACGGUUGCAGUCUAAGAGUGAUUAUGUAAUGCCUGAUGUACUUAAUGUUACCGUCAAGGACAUAGAAGGUGAAAUGAAGACAAUUAACGUGGAGAUUGAGAGGUUCGGAUCUCAGAAGCCUUACUUGGGAGGGUACAGACACAAGGAUUUAGAAGUGGAGUUCCUCAAUGCAUCUUGUCAGACUAACACAAAACUUAGACCCUGGGACGGAAAGACGAGGUUCUGUCGGGACACUCAGACAGUUGAAGAGAAGCAGGAGUUGCAGCAGACUCACUAUCACACCUCCACUCAGAUGACAGGUGUUGACGUGUAUGUGUCCAACCAGACCGACAAACUCAUGACCCCUGGCAGGUACGAGACGGCCGAUCAGUUCCUGGGCAAGCGGAAAGACGCGACGGUGGUGAUCCAGUCUUACUUCCGCCGGUGGGCCUCGAGGAACCUGGUGGAGGGGUUGAGAGAGGACAGGGACACCAGACUAGAGUGGGAGAGGGAGGAGGAGUUAAGGAAGCAGAAGGAGAAAGAGGACAGGAUUAAGAAAGAGUUCGACAGACGCAUGAACCCCAAGUCGAAAGAAGACUUCGAUCUACUUUUCCACGCACUAGAGAAAUGGCGUAUCGAGGAGACAAAUGAGAUCGAGGCCAAUCUGACAGGUGCCCAGAAGAAGGCUGCUCUGAGUAUGUUGCUGGAACAGGAAACACAGCUGAUAGCAGCCAUCAACCGACACAAAAACGACUCCGACAAAGUCAACAAGGAGAAAUCUAUCAUGACAUUCCUAGAAAAGGCGUCGGCGCCAAAAAAGUGGAGGGGUGCAGAUGGUAAGAUGACGGAGAUGGACACGCCCUACACUUUGCGUGCACUGCAGCUGAAGGACAUCUACAACAGCAUCAACAUGAAGUAUCUCACUCAGGACGAGAGACUGGACAUUCUACUCACUCUCAAACACACGGUUAAGGAACACGACUGCAAGUUAUCCCAAGAAAUAGUCGAACUGAUCGACCGGGAGGCAGACCUGCUGAUGCGAGGUGUGAAGGAGGACAACUUGGAGGGACUCCGCAAGCGAAUCUCGACUCUCUUUCUCCAGUACUGCAAGACCCCCGCAUUCAACCCAGAAGCGGCCAGACUUAUAAAGGUUCCGCAGGACCCCUCCACCCUGAGGAAGGGGGUGUAUCACUGCCCCAGUUGCGGCCUCUACCUGCCCAGCACCGAAUUCCCCCUCUCCUCCAACAGUGCAUCCCCAGGCAAGUGUCGCAGCUGUCGCAAGAUCGACAAUGAUGCUCGCACUAGACAGGACUACAGUCACUACGUCUACAUGCUCAGACAACUCCGACUCAACGAGGAGAAGGUCGCAGAUGGCUCCAGAAUUGCACUGCUUCUCCAGGAGCAGGACCUGCAGUACCUGGUGGAGAACAUCUGGGGAGGCCAGAGUGCCCUGAGCCAGUGGGAUGACCUCUAUGACCUGGUGUUAGUGCGGUGGAACAAGUACACCGAGUGGAGUCCAUGGAACUGUAUUCUACUCACCAAAGAAGAGGCACAAGCACACGAACGCAUCGAGAACCUCGAACAGGCCUAUCGAGAUGUGUUUUUGAACCGAAUCAGACAGAAACACAGCCUGGCUCGCAACUACUUCUCUCGGCUAAGUGGGAUGGCCGAGAAAGUUCGGCCGGUUGAACCGAAAAGAGACAAACGAGUCCUCGCGAGCGACCAGGCGGAACGAAGGAAAGAAUUAACUGAACUAUUCGUGGCGAGUUGAAGAUUUGAAGAAAAAACAGUUUAUUGAAAUUUAUAUAAAAAUGCAUCAGUUUUUAAAUAUAAAUUCAGAGAAAAUAAUCUAUCUGUUCUCAA